AUGGGGAAUACAGUGAGUGUCCCAGAGGAGGCUGAAGAAGACAACACGUGCACAGUAAAGAGCUAUCAGGCUCUAUCUGAAUCUCCUGACAAUAUUAAAAAUGGAUCUGUUGCAUUUGUUCAGACUCAUUCUCCUGCAAUGAAUGGUGAAGUGGAUGCAAAGGCAAGUGUUUCACGGGAUAAUGUGGCCAUUUCUUCCCUGAAGACAAUGGAGCAGAGCCCCGUUCCUGAGGCGGGCGGGCAGAGUCUCGGGAGCGCUGCCAGGGCAGCUCUGCCAUCUGCUAAAUCCCACUCUGUCUUCGCGUUUUCAUGGUCUGUACCAGGGCGUACUGAAGCUCCAGCUACAGAUUCAUCAGUUGGAUCUGCAAAACUUGAUGUCAGCUCAGAGGCGCCCGGAGUGAACAAAGCACCGAGUGACAGCGCGGAGGUUCCCGCAGCAGCUGUGCGGGAGGAAGGGGCACAUAAAAACCUGACCCAGGCCCCGCCAGCAGCAUCGCUUCAUGACAUCGAUCUCACGGCGUCGGUGACACCUGAGGGAGAGGAUGCAGCUGCUUCAAAGCCAAAACAAGUAAACUUCUUUGACAGGAUCUUCAAACUGGAGAAGGGAAAGGAAAGGAGUAAAACACAAAUUGAUCCCCAGGAGGAAAGGCAGACUUCAGACCUUCCUGACGGGUGCAUCACGGCGAAAGAGGCUGCUGGAUUACAGAGCACAUCAAACAGUGUCCCACAGGGGAAGGAGAUAGAUGACUGCAACAGAAAAGACCUACAGCAGGGCUCGGCAGGUGUCAACGGUCUCACUGCUGAGCAACCUGAAAAGGCAGAGGUAAAACAAGACAACCCCCAACCAGCUGCUGCAGUAGAUAACUCCGUCAUGAGUUUCCUUAAAACACUGGUCUCCCCAAGCAAAGCUGAAGCCAAAAGUGAUUCUGAAGACAAGGGAUCGAAAGCGGAAAAAGGCCAUGGUGGGCAACCUGCUCCGAAGACAGCAGCAGAAUCCCAGACGAAAGGAGCCAAGAAAAAGAAGGCAGAGAGUCCCAAGCUAGGACACAGUACAUUUAGUAAACUCUUUAGGCACAAGGCUGCAAAAGAGACCCAACAGACAACUAAUACCAAAAGUGUUGAACAGCAGCCUGUUACCUCUGUAAAAUCAGACAAAAAUGUCCCUUCCCUUCAAGAGCCACAGACAACUAAGCAGAAUACAAAAGGCCCAGAGCCUGCAGCCCUACAGCAGGCAGUGGCCAGCGAAGCCCCCAAAGAGGUGACGAAGGAGAAAGCAUCAUCCACUCCUACGCCGCUGAGCAAGCUCUUUUGGAAAAAGAACGCAUCGGAAGAAGCAGAGAUCGUAAGCAAUGAAAAAGCAGAUGCAUCUCUAGAAGCUGUCGCUCCUGACAAAGAUGAGAGCAAGAGCCCCGAAGCCGCAGAAGUGAAACCUCGGAGAGAAGAAAGCAAAACCCCCAAGGCGAACCUGCGGAAGUUCUUUAAACUG
Leptosomus discolor (cuckoo roller) is the source of this 1485-nucleotide messenger RNA. The record is from RefSeq and is a predicted model, not a curated record. Lineage: Eukaryota; Metazoa; Chordata; Aves; Leptosomiformes; Leptosomidae.